GGCACCUCAACCCUUCUAUCAUACAGUCGAACUGCGCAUAACGAGUCAAAGCCUUCCUAUAGUCCUUCGUCAUGUCAUAACAUACAUGAACCCGCAGCAGCAUGAACUGCAUAACUUUCCUCGAAGGGCAACGCGACUCAGUUGACGCACGAAGACUUAAACUCUCCGACGGCCUCGUGAUCGAACUGGACCUCACCCAUUACGAUCCAUUGCAAAAAUGGGGGACCCACAGGCAGGCAUUGUAGUGUCGAAGACAGGACACUCACUGUGGCACUCCAGGGUUUCCUACUUCAGGACGAGCUCGAGAAUGACUCGCCAUCAACCUUGUGGUCGUUGUAUAUGCAAACUCAUGACUUCCUGGACUGUGCGGGGCGGCGAAUAUAUAAAGGACUUCGGGGGCUGAAGUCCGUGACGAAACGACUUGAACUGCGACAUACGCACAACUACUGACACUCUUUUCUUUGGGAUCAUCCCAUAAACAUUGACCACAAACUAUCCACGGAUUUCGACCUCGCCAUGAUACAGACCUCGGAAAAGCCCUCUACUUCUGCAGCUGCCGGCGCUUCCUCUGAACCAGGAAAGCCCUACGUGCGUCUCGCUCGUCCAGAAGACUAUCCACAGAUCGAAAAAAUGGCUCGACGAGCUUUUAUCAAUGAUCCCAUGCCCAUGUAUCUCGCCGCGAAUCCAUCCCCAAUCACCGCUGAAGACCGUAAAGCAGACGACGUUGAGUCACUGUUCCACUUCCUCAUCGGUAUCGGCCGAUAUUUCGGUGGACGGACGACUGUCGUCGCUAUCCCGACUGCAAACCCCUCGGCGACCGACGGUGCAGCUACAGAGAAAAUCGCCGCAAUGUGCCUUUGGAUGCCACCGAAGUGUCGAGCUAAUCCCUGGAGUACCGUGAAACUGUUCAAGAGUGGGAUCUGGCGACCGUUGAAGGCUUGGGGCCCUAGAAUGAUUAAGAGAUUGGCGUUUGAGUUCGAGGAUAUCGCGAAUACGAAGUUUGGGAGCAUCUUUAAGGAAAAGGGGAAUGGGCAGAAGCCGGAUGAUGCGUGGUAUCUGCAGGUCGUUUGUACGGACCCAGAUGAACAGGGGAAAGGAUUUCUGUCGAUGCUGAUCCGCGAAGGUUUCGCCCAUGCACCUAACGCGAAUUUAUACCUCGAGGCUUCGACCCCGAAAGCUAGAGAUCGUUAUGCGCAUCUCGGGUUCCAGCUCGAGACACCUGCGAGGAUCGGGAAAGGCAGGGCAGAUAGUCUUGGGUAUAAGGCGAAGGGUGAGAAAGCGACUGGGUUCGAUGUCUACCUCAUGGUCAAAUGGGGCCCCUCGUAGCUCCCACCUCUCAGUCUACGGUUCUGACGAGUGCUCCGGUCUUGGAGCACCUGACCGUAGUUGUUUCGCUCUCGUUUCAUUAGCAUCAUAUAUUCUUUACUUUCUUUGAUAUACUCAUUACUCACACAGUUUGUUAACGAUAUAAGCGCAGGAGCGUGUCCUGCGUUUCUGCGCGAAUAACGUCCUGCCACACUCAGAGAUGCCAUCCAACCUUUCCUAUCCAUAGUCGCUCAACAGUCCUUCAUUUCCAAGGAGGAAGGACCGUUGACUUGGCUUGAAGGAAAGUCAGCUUCAGAGUGCGCUCCGAUGGCGAGGGGACUGGUACUCCGUCUUUUUGUGGGCCGUGAAGAAGAGACGUAUUUGGAGGCAUUGAGAGACCGGCUCAACUGUGGCACGGUGCACAUUUGGGGAGGAGCUUGUUCGUGUACAUCGCCUGUUGCACGGCAACAAGGCGCCUCAGGGCGAUGAUCCCAUGGAUCGGGGAGUUCCUUUUGGCUUUCACGGCUGAGACCUGACUGAAAUCUUGAUACUUGAAAUUCGUUUACCUAGGCUGUACACCAUAAACUUCACAUACAAUGAU
Molecule: messenger RNA, 1906 nt
Organism: Stereum hirsutum FP-91666 SS1
Lineage: Eukaryota; Fungi; Basidiomycota; Agaricomycetes; Russulales; Stereaceae
Exons: 7
Coding region: 517-1326 (269 amino acids)
Source: RefSeq, a predicted model, not a curated record